Messenger RNA from Heterotrigona itama, 3084 nucleotides. The record is from the annotation of a GenBank genome assembly. Lineage: Eukaryota; Metazoa; Arthropoda; Insecta; Hymenoptera; Apidae.
AUGCAAUGUAGUAAAUAGAAUAUUGUAAGAAAUAUAUUAAUAAACGUACCGUUUUAUAGUUCUUUAAAUACAAAAUAGUCGUAAAUUGUUAUAUGUUUAAUGUUAGACAUCUGUUAUUAAAUUAUAUGUUUAAUAAUAGAAAUAAUUGUAUAAUAAUGACGACAGAAUUCAUAUUCAUUCUGUAAAUUUAUAACAUACUCAAAAUCAUAAAUGAGAUCGCUAAAAAGGGAACAAAAUUAAAAUAUAUAUCGUUAUCACUUACUUGUAUUAUGUGACAUACGAUAUAAAUGUGAAGUCACGUAUAAACAUAACCUAAAAAUUGCAAUAGAAAUAUUACGUACCGCAAUCUAAUAAAUAUUAUCAAGAAAAUUUUCUUAUCAGUUGCAAAUUUCCUGUAAUGAUAAAAUUAUUUAUAGAAUUUGUUUAAAUUUUCAUUUAAAUCUUUGAUUACUAUUAACUUUAAAGUAUAAACAUAAGUAAUUAAUAUAAUUUUAUCUUUUAAUAAUUAGAAUUUAUAAUAUAUUUGAUAUAUUUAUUGUUUAAAAAACAUCAAUUUUAAUUUUGUAAAAAUCAAAUUUAAUCAUAGACAAAAUACAAAUAUUGAAUAAAAUUAAUAGUUAUAAAUAGUAAUAAAUACUGUACAUAUUUUUCUACUUAAUAUUUUUGUAUAUUUGUACAUUUUAAUAAAUAUAUUUGUAUUAUUUGUGUAUUUUAAUAAAAAUAAAAGUCAUUGACCAUAAGUUUUUAUUUUAAAGUAUAUUUACACCAAGUAAUAAUGUCAAAUAAAAAAUUCAAAUAUUUUAUAUAUAUUAAAAAUUGUUUUGUAUAAUCUUUUUAAAAAUUGUUCAUUUAUACUCGGUAUAAAUGAAAUAUACAUAUAUAAUUAUUUUUUAUUUUAUAAAAUAUAUUUUAAAAAAUUAGUAAAUAAAAUUGUUUACCAGUUAAAUGUAGAUUAAUUUAUACAUUCAUUUAUCAAAAAUUUGAUAUUUUUACUAUGAUUUGAAGACAUAUUCCAAAUUUAAAAUAAGAAAAUACAAUGAUUUUAAAUACAUAAAUUAAAAAUAAUUCAAUGAAACAUUAACAUAUUACCCAAUUAAUGAUGAUAUUUUUCUUUCAUUCUACUUAAUUGGAAUGUCUUCAAUUCAUUAUUAUAUUAUAUUCUAAUAAGAAUUUGUCGUAUACAUUAAUUGAUGAAUACACAUAUACAGGAUAAUUAGAAAAACAGUAUGUUACAGUUGACCUAAAUAUAAUCAAUUGCAUAUUUUUAUUGUACAUAUAUAAUUAACCGCUUUUUAUUUAUAUGUUAUCUACGGUCGCUACGUCCACCAUUUCUAUAUCCCCCACGACCACGAGAAUUAGUUUUUGUUGUAACAGUUGUUUUUGUUGUUGAAUCUCCAGAAUAUCUAGCAGAUCCCCCUGGAAGUCCUGAGGUAUUACCACUAUUUCCACCAGUGCUAUUAUUAUUAUUGUUCCCACUCUUUGUUGCAGAACUACCAGAAGUACCACUAAUAAUGGACGUGGACGAAUCCUUAGAUCCGAAAGAAUUAAAAGUUACUCUCGAAACGUAUAAAAAAUUGGCAAAUGAUUUUGCAAAUCAUGAUACAAUUUUGAAGGAUAAAACCGUUUUGUCAUAUGUAGCAUACGUUUUAGAAGUACCCGAUAUUGAGAUUGUUAAUUUGAGUUUAGAUAUUUUGGAAUUAUUUGUUAAAAAUGUGGAUAAUUAUGUACAUAUCACCUCUACUUUUGGAGUUCGUGAAGCAUUAGACGCAAUUAUAAAUAAAUAUAAUGUAGAUGAACCAAAGAUAUCUAAACGAGCGCAAUGUAUAAAAGAUGAUGUAGAAAGAAUGAAACCACCAAUAUAUAAUUUACGUAGCAGGUGUAGGAGAGUCAUAGAACCUAAAAAGUUAAAGACCCAUGUGAUUGUAUUACAUGUUCAAGGUUUAUUACCGGAAACUCGAGCAGAGCUAGAGGCAAUAUUAAUAAGAAUUAAUGGACUAGUUUCUCUUGUAGUUGAUGUAGAACAUCAGCGUGUUACAAUGCGUACUUUAAGUUAUGUUACCGCAAAACAAAUUGCAGAAGCAAUACAAAAAAAUUCCGAGAACAUGGAAGCAAGAUUAGUAACAAGAAAUAAAUUUAAUCAAGAGUAUCUUGUUAAAUUGAUUCAUACAGGAAAUAAUGGUGAUACUGAAGACAUGCCAGAUUACUUACCUGAAGAAGAUGAGCAAGAAGAUGAAAAAGAAGGAGUUGUAUCGCUAUUGACUGGAUUAAGACAAAGUGCUUCGUCAUUAUACAAAUCUACUGCUGAAUUUCUACAUAAUUCAUUUUAUUGGUAAAUUUGUAAAAUCCAAUAUAUUAAAUACUACUUUUUAUUCUAUUAUCAAUGAACAAUUUAAUAGAAAUAUAAUUAUGAAAUUAUAAUUAUUUACAAACAUGCUUGCAUUUUACUAUAUUUAUAUUAUAUUAUCAGUCGAUGAUAAUUUGAUAUUUUCAAAUUUUUAUUUUGACAUUGAAUUUCAAAUUACUCAUUUUUUACGGCAUUUAGUUUAUUAAGUUUCACUCAAAUAUUCGUUAUACUUAAUAAAAUAGCUUGAAUACUAAGAAAUGCAACUAAAUUUAGUUCUUAUUACAUUUGACAAAAAUCAGAUACUCAUUGUUCAUUUUUUAUUAAAAUGUACAUAUGUAUUAAAAUUUGUAAUUAAGCAGAAUGACGAAAUAUAGAAAUUGCAAUGUCUAAGUAUUUACUUGAACUUUUACAUGUUCAAUGAUAGAAUGAAAGACGUUGUAAUUAUUAAUUUGAUAAUUGUUUUAUGCUGAAUCGGUAUCGACUAGUAACAAGCGAAAAAUAAUUUAUUUUAUAUUAUGUUUAACAUAUAUAAUAAUUAAAAUAUCAAAUUGUUUGUAUUUAUAGCAAUUUUUUUCUUGAUAGUAAGGUCUUUUUACCAUGAUAUGUAUAUUUUGUUGUUAAAAAUAGGCUGUGCAAAUAUUUAUUGUAUCUUAAUAAGUUAAUGUAUAUUUACAUAUAAAGUAAAAUAAUAACUUAACGUUUACUUAAAUAGAAGUUUCAAGUUAUAUAACUGGUUCCUA